Molecule: messenger RNA, 3012 nt
Organism: Schistosoma guineensis
Lineage: Eukaryota; Metazoa; Platyhelminthes; Trematoda; Strigeidida; Schistosomatidae
Source: the annotation of a GenBank genome assembly
UCACUCAAAUUUGUUCUCUACCUCAAGGUUACUGACGGAGCUAGCUAUGAGAUGAAUUGGUGGAAUUCAUUGGAGAAAGCAGGCAACAUUUCAAAAUUUGCGAUCACAGCCUUGAAAAGUGCUCAACAAAAAAUAGAUGAAGUUCUCGAUAUCACGGAUGAAGCUACUAAUCAAAACGCACUGCCUACGCUAUUCGAAUAUUCAACUAGACAAGUUGACGCAACGGAAACAUUAGUAUCUUUUAAACUAAAUGAAUCAAGUCGUUGUGAACCGAAACCGAAGAAAUCUGAGUGUGAAGUAGGCAGCGAUUGUGGAGAUUUGGAGAGAUCUUGUUCAACAAGGUUGAGAAGUCAUCACUCACCUCUUGUGGAUUCUCUGGAAAAAGUUGUUUACGAUCAAUCAGACAAUUUCGCAUCCAGUGAUUCUGAUAAGGUGCUAACUGAUGAGAACACUAAAACUGAUGAGUUGUGGGAAAUAGAUUCUACAUUAGUUAAUGAUUGUUCUACUGUCACUGAACAAAAAACAUCACAGGAUUUAUGUGAAAAAAAGUGUGAUGCACCAAAGGUAACAAUUUCUUCGGAAUACAUUGCACAAGAAUCAGCUGUUGAUGCAAAUUCGCAAUUGUCAUCCCUAGAAAAGGAAUUGCAGUUAGUGAAUAAAUCAAUUCCCAAUGAAGAUAUAACCUCUUUGCAUCGUUCUUCAUCUGAUAUAGUACUACCAUUCACUGCUCAACCAGUAUGUGCCGAUGACGAUUUUGAUACUAAUACCACUAGUUCGGAUAUUGAAGUAAUUUCGUGUUGUAAUUCUACAUAUGGUGGUGAAGUCCACGAGUUACAUUCUUCUAAUACACCUACUAUUAUGUCUCCUGUUAAAGAGCCACGUCUGUCAUUGGGAUUCAAUCAAAACUCACUUGUUUUGCAAAAAUAUUAUCUUAGAGGAUUUAGUGCUCCGGUUGUUUUAAACAAAUGUUCUAGUGGUCCUGAACAUCGUAGAUCUGUUAGUGUUUCGCAAGAUUUAUGUAUGGGUUUGCAAAAUACUAUUGACGAUGACUUGACAUUUGCCUAUCAUGACCUCGCUAAGAAGUUCUCCGAAGUCAAACAUUUACUAAAUGUUCGUGAAGCAAAAAUUAUGCAACUUAGCCAUGAGAACAACGUACUACAGAAUUCAGUCUCAAUAUUGCAAGAGCAAUUAAAAACUACACUGACCGCACAAGAAAUUGUCACUACUGAUGUGUCCAGUAUUACCUCAGAGUUUUCUCAACGUUUAUCAGAUACAGAGAAACGGUUACAGGUUGUUUGUCGUGAACGAGACCAAUUGAAAAAAAGUUUAUCGUCAGUGAAACAAAAAAUUCCGGUGAUCACACGUGCUGUAGGUGAUGAUAAACCUUUUGUAAAUAAUGAUAUAAAACGUGUAAAUGAAUUAGAGAAUGUAAUUUUGCAGAAAAAUGAAGAAAUUGAGAAUUUAUUAAAAGAAGGUCAUAAAUUAUCUGCUGAUCAGUUGAAGACAAAUAAUCUAUUAAAAAAGCUUCGUUCAGAACAGAAAAAAAGCAAGCAGACAGAAGCAUCACAUUUGAAACAAAUUGAACAAUUAACUGUUGAAGUUCAACGGCUGCGAAGCAGUUUAGAAAAUAAGGAAGAGAUACUUGGUAUUCAACUAACCAAUUCUACUAGACAAACGAAAGUGAUAAAUAAUUUGGAAGAACAACAGGAAAUUCUUAAGCAAUUCAAGAGAUUUCGAGCAUUUAAAACACAACAUGAAGAACAAGCGAUCAAAUGGAGAGAAGAAAUUCAGUAUUAUCAGGGUUUAUUGUCUGAUGCCCAGUUGAAAAUUGAUCUAUUGAAUGAAACAACUACUACUGCAACGCAACCAAUCAUGAAACAAUUAGAAAUUCUUCAAUCUAAUUUCAAUAAUCAAGCAUUUGAAUGGGAAACAAAAGAAAAACAAUUGAAUAAAUUAUUAGCUGAAUAUAAACUUACAGCCGAUAAUGCUCAAACGUCUGAAGAAUCAUGGCGAAGUCAGCUUCAAAUAGCAGAGGAUAAUUUAGCAGUGGCUAGAUUAGAAUUGAAUUCCUUAAAGCAGAAAUAUGUUGAUUUGCAGAAAAUAUUUACAGCAGAACAAGAAAAAUCACAGGGUAGCAUGUUCGAUUUACAAGAAUUAACUGUCAAACUGGAAACAUCUAAAUCUGAAAUGAAUGAAUUUCUUUCUCGUAUAAGUGAAUUACAACAAACAUUGUUAUCUGAAGAGCAACGUUAUAAAGCAUUAGAAGCAGUGAAUAAUAAUUUAUGCUUGCAACUAGAAGAAAUGAAAUUGGCAAAAGACCAACUUGUGGCAAAUAAGGUCAUCGAUCAACCAUUGAAUUCACAUUCACUUGACUUUAUCUAUACUUUUUACAUAUAUAACUUCACUGAACCACUUCUGUUUGUGUAUAUACUUCGUUUUCAUGAAUUCAAUCAUUGUGAGUAGAUUUUUAUUAUAGAUAUCUUCUUCAACAUUUCAGUUUGAAAAAAAUUAACUAUUCUAGCCUGAUUAUACAUUUGACUAGGUAUAUUUUUAAAUUACUCUUUAUGUAAGUGGGUAUAAGAAAUUAUGUUAGAUAUGCCUAGAAGUUAUUUCAUCUGUGAAACUCCUGUUUAGUUAGUACAUUAUAAAAUAAGUCACAUGUGUUCAGUAAUCGAACCUCUGUCGUCUGUUUGUUGAAAGGAAGUUAUUUAUUAAUCCCUAAUGAAUUUCCUGAUUAGUUUGAAUUAUUGUUAUUGUUUCUAAUUAUGAAAUGUCUCUGUAGUUUGCCCUAUAAAACAUGACGUCCCAAGUUAGAAAACACACGUGUAGUUUAAACGUAUUCUAUCAUAGAUUUUCCAACUUGUUAUUUUUCUAUGAUUGGAUCCUUGCGUUACUUAAUGCACCAUUCUAGUGAAAGAUAACUUAUAAUCACAAAACUAAGGAUAGCCUAAUCCACACAUAAUAUUGAUCUAAGUUGUAUACGAACAUACCAAUUUUUCGCUUAGAGUUCAC